AUGGAUGCCCCCCUCGACAUGCUGCUCAACUUGAUUGAAAGUGCCGCUGGCCAGACCUUGCAAAGUGUGAUCAUCGCGACUGAUGGCAGCAGUCGGGAUGGCAUCGGCUCUUAUGCGAUCGUGUGCGACCAGCCUCGAGUACGGUGUGCGGGGGCUGAUGCCUCGGAGGACCAAACCCCUUUUCGGAUGGAGCUCUUGGCACUCGAAACCCUUUUGGGCGCUUUGUCGACUGUGAGGCGGCCAUCAAGUCGGUGGCAGACCGGAGUGCCUGCAGCUUGCGGCUUCUUGCUGAACGAGUUCAGCGUGCAGGCUGGCUAA
This is a messenger RNA of Symbiodinium sp. CCMP2456, 318 nucleotides long. NCBI's taxonomy places the organism in Eukaryota, Dinophyceae, Suessiales, Symbiodiniaceae. The record is from the annotation of a GenBank genome assembly.